Messenger RNA from Girardinichthys multiradiatus, 6590 nucleotides. It is a transcript of the gene pacs2, whose product is annotated as phosphofurin acidic cluster sorting protein 2. The transcript has 25 exons. Gene Ontology annotation, biological process: protein localization to plasma membrane. NCBI's taxonomy places the organism in Eukaryota, Metazoa, Chordata, Actinopteri, Cyprinodontiformes, Goodeidae. The record is from RefSeq and is a predicted model, not a curated record. The coding region runs from base 307 to 2979 and encodes 890 amino acids. Gene Ontology annotation, molecular function: transmembrane transporter binding.
AGCGUGCUGGGCACAACAAGCUCUGCGGUCGAUCCACUCAGUGCCGCCGCUGCACCGUAGUCCACCCCGGGCACAGAGGACUUCCCCGCCGACCCGCCUGGAUCCACUCGGACGGAGAAAUGAGCUCGGUGUCCGACGACCACACGCCACGGACGUAAGCGCGUGACGAUUGUUUCUUCGCGGAAACACACACAUCCAUAUCACCACACACACACACGCAGGGAGACCGACAACCCGCGCCGGCUUUGCUGUUUACUUAGCGAUCAGCUCGGUGUCAGGACGGUCCCACUCGCUCAUACCGAGACCAUGGCGGAGAGGAGCGGCCGGCUGAGUUUCCCCGGGAGCGGGGCUCUUAAUCGACCGGUGCCCAUGAACCUGUUUGCAACGUGGGAGAUAGACGGAUCCUCCCCGAACUGCAUCCCGAGACUGUGCAGUCUGACUCUUAAAAAGCUGGUGGUGAUGAAGGAGCUUGAUAAAGAGCUGAUUUCUGUGGUCAUUGCAGUCAAGAUUCAGGGCUCCAAACGCAUUUUGAGGUCCCAUGAGAUUGUGCUGCCACCUAGUGGGUCAGUGGAGACUGAUCUGGCUCUCACCUUCUCCCUGCAGUACCCACACUUCUUGAAAAGAGAAGGCAACAAGCUGCAGAUAAUGCUCCAAAGACGAAAAAGGUACAAGAACCGGACUAUUUUAGGCUACAAGACUUUGGCUGUGGGAUCUAUUGAUAUGGCAGAGGUGAUGCAGCACCCGACAGAGGGAGGUCAGGUUCUGCCUCUCUGCAGCAACCAGAAAGACAUGCUGGGCAAAGUGGCAGAGAUCUGGAUCUUUUCCCUCUCCAGUCAGCCAAUAGACCACGAGGAGGCAGCCCUGCAGGGAGGACAGAAGAUCAAAUGCUCUGAUAACUACUCAGAGGAAGAGUAUGAGAGCUUCUCUUCAGAGCAGGAGGCCAGUGACGACGCAGUGCAGGGACAAGAUCUUGAAGAUGAUGAGUUUGAUGUGAGGAAACCAAAGAAGCAGAGGAGGUCGAUUGUGAGGACUCCCUCUAUCACCAGACAGCAGAACUUUAAGCAGCGAGUGGUGGCGCUCCUGAAGCGCUUCAGAGUUUCUGAUGAGGUGCUGGACUCAGAGCAGGACCCAGCAGAGCCGCCUCCUGAGGUGGAGGAGGAGGAUCUGGAUCUGGACAGUGUGGAGUUUGAGAACCCCAGUGACAGCUGCCCAGAGCUGGACGAUGACGACAGCGUCCUCAGCACACCAAAACCCAAACUAAAGCCAUACUUCGAGGGCCUUUCCCUCUCCAGCUCCCAGACUGAGAUCGGCAGCAUCCACAGCAGCCGGAGCCACAGAGAGCCCCCGAGCCCGAUUGAUCUGGAUAAAACCAAGAGCGGCGAUUCUAAGUUUCCAGACGAUGGAGGGCAUGAUGAUGACUCCUUUGAGCUACCAGAGGCCGUGACUCCCACCACAGAGCUGGAGAUGGACAACAUGGACACGUUUCUAGAGAGACUGCCUCCAACUGGCAAAAUGACCAAGACAGAAUCCCUUAUUAUUUCAUCCAACAGGCAGGAAACGAAGCUGGCAGGGCGGAGAGGUCGGAGCACAUCCCUUAAGGAGCGCCAGCCCAGUAGGCCCCAGAACGAGAGGGCCAACAGCCUGGACAACGAGCGGUCUCUGGACACACGGUGCCACCUACAGAUCCCAAGAAAAACAGUUUAUGACCAACUAAACCACAUUCUGGUGUCUGAUAACCACCUUCCUGACAGUAUCAUCCUCAUCAACACAUCAGAAUGGCAAGGUCAGUAUCUGUCAGAUUUGCUGCAAAACCACCAUCUGCCGGUGGUCUGCACAUGCACCACAGCCGACAUCCAAGCUGCUUUCAACACCAUUGUUUCUCGCAUCCAAAGAUUCUGCAACUGUAACUCCCAGACACCCAUUCCCAUAAAGAUUGCAGUAGCUGGAGCACAACACUACCUCAGUGCGGUUCUGAGGCUUUUUGUGGACCACCUCUCCCACAAGACCCCGGAUUGGCUCGGCUACAUGAGGUUCCUCAUCAUCCCUUUAGGUGCACAUCCGGUCUCCAAAUACCUCGGCACGAUUGAUUAUCGCUACAACAGUUUGUUCCAAGAUGCUGCCUGGAGGGAUCUGUUUCACAGGCCAGAGGCUCCUGUAAUUGCUCAGGAGAGCCCUGAUGUGGUGUCAAGGGUCACGCAGUACAUGGAGGGAGCUAAUGGAGCUCACCAGCUCCCCAUCGCGGAGGCCAUGCUCACUUACAAGCAAAUGAGGAAAAAGAGCUUUCAUUUUGAUUUUGCCGUAAGCCCUAAUGAGGAUUCCUGUCAGAAGUUCAUCCCAUUCAUUGGGGUAGUGAAAGUUGGCUUUGUGGAGCAAACAUCCGCAGCAUCAGGAGAUUCUGAUGAUGCAGCACCUCUGAGCUCGUCUUUGCUCUCCUCCACCCCUCCUCAAGUAUUCCCCGCUUUUAAAGAAUCUUCGCCAACACCACCGUCUUCUCCCUCCAUCAACACCAGCUUCUGUGUUCUCAGUACCAGCAGUCAGGCGGAAUUGAUGGGCCUUCAGGUAGAUUACUGGGUGGCUCCAACAGAGAGGAAGAAAGACAUGGAGAAGCGGGACUCCUCCUCUAAAAACACUCUGAAGUGCAAUUUCCGCUCGCUGCAGGCCAGCCGGCUUCCCCUCGGGGGGGCAGAGUCAAGCCCCCAGCCCACUAUGUCUAUGACUGUUGUAACCAAGGAGAAAAAUAAGAAGGUGAUGUUUCUGCCGAAAAAGAGCAAAGACAAGGAGGUGGAGUCCAAGAGUCAGGUGAUCGAGGGCAUCAGCCGCCUGAUCUGCACCGCCAAGCACCAGCAGACCAUGCUGAGAGUGAUGAUUGAUGGUGUUGAGUGGAACGAUGUCAAGUUUUUCCAGUUAGCGGCUCAAUGGUCCUCACAUGUCAAACACUUCCCUGUCGGGAUUUUUGGGCACACUAAAGGUCCUUACUAGCAGCACCUUGAAAAGAGACUGAAACCAGGAGUAUAGCCCCCAUUAUCCCUUGUGCCAAGAUUUUAACCCCCUCCUCCCUUUUUAAUUCUGCUGUCUUAAGUUAAACUCCCGCUCUCUGCUGUUGCAUUGGUCUGAUUAUUUAAUAUUCUGUUUUUUUAUUUAUGUAAAGCUGCCAGAUGAAAAUGACUUUACCCUGCUUAAAAAGCUGCUGAUGUUUUGUAGUCCUUUGAAAAAAAAUUUCUUCAUAAAAGGCUUUUAUUAACGUGUUGAGUGAGUCAUCAGGUAGGACCUGGUUGUUUCAUUUGUUGCUGUUUUGUUUAUUUGUUGUUUUUUAAUGUUUAUAUUAAACCAGCAAAAAUAUUAUAGUACAUAUAAAAAACACACAAAUACACAAAAGAAGCUUCCAUGGAAUAAAACGGUCAUACUUUUAAUCCUGGUUUUUCCCAGGGUUUCUUUGCCUAGAAGUAAAAAAACUAAGAUAACUGAAGUGUCUAAUGUGCAAUAGACUGGAUGUUAUGUAAACUCAAUGAAUUGAACUGUCACUGUGUAUACAACAAGUUUUAAUUUUUCACUCCAUACAAAGAUCCUUAUUUUGUAUUUCCACCUCUAAAAAAGAAACGUAAGAUUAUCAAGAGAAAUAAAAAAAAAUAAAAAAAGUUUCAUUAUUUAUUUUUCUAAAUAAAUUAGAAUACAAACAUAAUAAUAAGUUAAAAUAAGCAUAUUGAGUUUUGGGAUGCACUAACAUUUCGAAUUGUAAUGAUCAAGGCUGGCUUUGACACUGGCCAAGAAGCUUCAAGUGCCUGCUUGUAACCUCCUGGCAAGCAGGGGGUAGUAAGUACUGACAUAGAAAAUAGACCUAAAAAUUUGUUAUUUACAGAUCCCAGCAAGUGUCAGCUGGUUAAAGAAAAACAAAACCGGUGGAAAUCCGUGCUCAUGCUCUACUAAACCGUGCGCUCAGUUUAGCAAUCUGUGCGCAUGGAUUACUAAACUGUGCUCUCAGAUUUGCAAUCUGUCCGUUGGUUAACAAGACUGUGAAAUCAGUUCCUGCAAUCCGCACAGUUUGAUAAAAUGCAUGCUCAGUUUUGAAAUCCAUGCGCACGAGGGCACAGUUCAGUAAUCCGUGGGAACAGAUUGCAAAACUGAGCGCACAGUUUACUAAAGUGUGAGCACGGUUUUCCAUAGGAUAUUUUUUUACUCGCUGAAACUUGCUCCGCAGUUUAUUUGUAGCUCGGUUUAUAAAGAACAAGGCUACCUUAAAAUUCCUUGAGUUCCAUGAAACUUGAGGCCAUCCAGUAUUGGCCUACACUUUCCACGUAUAUAUUUAUUCACUAUUUCCAGUAUUCUACAGUUUUAGGCUAAGUUAACAACUAACUUAGCUAAGGUCAAAGGUACAAAUCUUUCCAUCAUCUUUGUUAAAGACUUGCAUGGGAUGUGACAGGAAUAUAAUGUUUUAAUAUAAUUAAAGAAGGAAAAAUCCUAAUUUACAGUGGCAUAAAUCAUCAUCUAACUGAACCUGAGUGUGUUAAAAAAUGUCUGACUAUUCCUUUUAGUGUUUCCUUGUAAAUGGGAAUUAGUUGUAGAAAGGAUUAUCUUCACCACUAAACUGUUUAUCUUAGAAAUAACUCCUCCUUAAAGGGAAAGUUAAGAUUUUUUUUAUUGAGGUUCUGUAAAGUUACAGUUACCUUUACCUGUAGUACAGAUAUCAUUUCUCAGUUAGUUUAUAGAAAGGUGAAGAAGUUUGCAGAGCUAAGAAAGUUGGUUAGUUAGCUAAGUAGAAAGACAAACCCCCCGUUUUAGCUGAUUUUGUCCCUUUGUGACCUAUCAGUGUGCUCGAAGUACACCAAGGGUCUGGUGAACUUUGGGAAUUUUGUGGCAAUGGUACGAAAGAUAUUACAUUCCUGUACUUUUCCAGGUCUAAACAGGCAGACUGAUACAGUAUAAGUGUAAAUACAGAUAAAUAUUCUUGAAUUUAUAGUUGAAACCAAAUAUUUAAACACACUGUAAAAAGACACCAAACCUCUUUUUUCUCAUUCUCUUUUUUAAAUUUCUUUAAAGUCAGACAUUAACAAAAACGUUCGUAGUAUUUGGUGGCAUUGCAUUUAAGCUUAAGUUGGAACAAGUUGUGGAUCCUUCCACAAGCUUCUCACAACAGUUUGCUGGAAUUUUGGCCCAUUUCUCCUGACAUGACCAGUGUAACAGGGUCAGGUAUGAAGGCCAAUUUGCUUACGAACACCAUUACAAUUCUUCGGCAAAACAUAUUCUCUCUCAGUUCUCUUUCUGAUAUCCUGGCUGAUGUCUUCUGAUAUUUCAAUAAUGACCCAUUAGUGUGUUUGAAGUACACCUUAAAAAACAUCCAGAAGUGUGCCUCCAAUUAACUCAGUAGUUGUAAAUUAAAAUCUAAAAUGUUGAUAAAAUAUUAAAUCAGAAGUUAAAAAACAUGACAUCAUCUAAGCUUUUUAAAAUUGUUUAAAGGCAUAGUAACCUUAGUGUAAGUAAACCUCUAGUUUUCAUAUAGAGUUGCAUCCAAUGGACAUGAAUAUUUUCAGCUCGAGUUUUAAAUAGCUAAAGUCAGCUAAAACAGGGGCUUCUAUCUGACUAGCUGUUAACCUGUCCCCGGUUAACCUGAGGAUUUAUUUACUUUCUACAAACUCACUUAUGAAAUAUUUCUACUACAGAUACUACUACAGAAUACCUUUACUAAUAUUUUCACAACAGUUCACUUAAAAAAAAUCGGAACUAUCCCUUUAAGACCAGCACUCCUUCGCACUGCACAGCUUUUGCUAAAAGCAAAGAUUCAUUGUUUUAGAGGUUUUCUUUGGCCAACAGAAGUGUAUUUAUUACAGUUCACUCAAACUGUGUGGUCUGUUACUUCAUAAUGUAGAGGUGAAUGUAUCAAACGUACUUUACUGUAAAGCACUUUUAAAUGUUUGUCUAUUUAGAUUAGUGUGAAUCACUCCUCCCUCGUAACCUGCAGGUACAACAGGCUGGUUGCUGCGAGCCAUAGCUAAACAACAGCACAAACUGUGGUGUCAUAAUUUAUAUGCAAUGUUAGCCAAGCCACAUUAUCCCAUCUCAGCUGUGUACUAUUAAGACAUCAAUAAAAUGAAUGAGGCUUAAAUGGAGUAUUGUAGAAUUUAGUUCAAAUAUUCUGAGUUUAGAGCAGAAAGUGUCUGUAGUGUAUGUCUGUAGCUUCCCUUCAAGUUUAGCUGUGCGUCAAAUUGCCCACAAAUUGUUAUUGAGCAGAAGUUUGAUCAUAACCCUUAUAAUUUUUUAAUAAGUGCCUAACUUGCAUAAUUUUGACAAAUCAAGUAACCCUGCCUACAGUGGUUCUGAUUCUGGGCCCAAGACAACACAAUAAACUGCAACAAAAACAAAUACAGUUAAGUCUGUUCAUGUGAGUAAUGGUAAAUCACAUUCUAGCCACUUGGCUCUAAGUACAAUGAACACUAGAACCCCUUAAUGUUGAGAAAACCUGUUUUUUUUUCUUCUCAGUGUUAUAUUUUUAUUUUAAGUAUUGUAUUGUCUCAGAGAAGGCUGUUCAAGACUGAAAGUUGCUUAAAGACUACCACUGUAAUCCCAAAAUCUGGGAAUAAUAAAACUACUAUACACAA